Molecule: messenger RNA, 1083 nt
Organism: Clonostachys solani
Lineage: Eukaryota; Fungi; Ascomycota; Sordariomycetes; Hypocreales; Bionectriaceae
Source: the annotation of a GenBank genome assembly
AUGGGCAUGUACCCCGUCAAUGACUUCGUCGAUCUUAGUAAGGACGAGCAAUACUGGCUCGAGGACAUGAGCCACGAUCCUCUCUACACCGAUACUCUGUUUCACAUUGCCAGAUCCUACCUUGAUACGGUUGGCAAGGGCCACAUGUUAACGGGAGUAACACUCAUUAACAACGCUAUGGCUGAGUUGCGAAAGAAACUUACCGAGCCGAAUUUCAUUAUUACAGACUCUGUUCUUCUCACUGUCUUAUCUCUGGCAUUGAUCUCGGAUACACUUGGAGAUCUAGACGCCACCAGAAAGCACCUCAACGGUCUUUGGCAACUAAUCAAGCUCCGCGGUGGCCUGCUCGGGCUGACGGAAAAGUAUUCCCUCCGGGUCAAAUGCAGCAGACUUGACCUUCGUUUGGCCUUAAAGACUGGGGCGAAGCCAGUCUUUCUUUGUGGGCAGGAUUUCCAAUGGAAUCCGAGCCUGGCGCAGCCCAUGAAGGCCUCUACAGCUACACCAAUCCACGCUGUCUGCAGCACCCCUGACAUUCGACUUGUAAAUGUCUGGCUUGACUUGCAAGAUUUUACAAACAGUAUCAAUAUGGCACAGCAAACUCGCCAGAAGCUGGCAUCAAAACAAUUCCAGGAGAAAUUAAUCUCCUUGCAAUAUCGGCUGCAGUGUUUGGCCUACGAGCGUCAUGACAUUCAAGAAAUCAUUCGUCAUGUCAUGUUAGCGUGCACAACCACCCUCUUUAUGAAGACAACAGACUUGCCAGCUCAGUGUCGACCCCUAGCUAUGCAACUUGGGCAAGAUAUGGGGUACCUGGAAUCACAAGACGAUAAAAAUCUAUUGAAGCUGCAAGUCUGGUCUGUUUGUAUUAGCAGAGCAUCCGUGUUGAGCACUGAGGGGGAACUUCCGUGGCUCGAAAAUUGGCUUCGUAAAGCAUGUCGAAUGUUAGAAAUCUCGACCUGGGAGGAGACCCGCCGGAUCCUCACGAGCUUUGUCUGGGUCGAUUUGAUUCACGACCCCAUUGGUCAGUCAUUCUUUGAAGGGGCAAGCCAAUGUCAGUAUUUCGAACAAGUCCCCGAUGGUAGAUAG